CUGAAACAUAAAAGUAGCUUAAAGGAGUUCUAUUUUUUAAAAAAAUGGACCAAAUCUGAGUCCCUGGUAAUGAUAAGCAGAAGUUACUGGCAUGAAAAUUGUUAUGACAACUAUCUAAUGCCUUCAUCAUCAGAACAGAAACUGAUGACAUCAUAAUUCACAGAUGACUGAAAUAACAAACACACAAACUGAAGAGUACAGCAGAACCCAUACUGGCUUUCUGACUCAUGAUGUUUCAGAGGUCUCAAAAUGUCCACUUUGAAAAACGUCUGUCCACUCAAGAUUCUCCACAUAUCUGUUCAAACUACUAUACCAUAAAUGUUAAGUGAGGAAUCUAUGGAAAUUCCGACAAAGGAAAGGAAAGAAUGAGAUCCAAAAUAAAACUAAUUCUAUUAUUACUGAUUCUAUUGUCUCUAUGGGCCUUGAAUAAGGAGUAUGAUUUCAGCACAAAGAAACUACAGAGGGUGUAUCAGUGCUGGUCUCUGAAAAAUCAACCAAAAUUACAGCUAUCAGACUGGUUCCAUCCCAUUACAUAUGUGAACCUGAGUACUACUACAUGGUCGGCUCCAAUUGUGUGGCACAACACUUACAAUGAGUCGGUCUUGGAAAAUUAUUAUGCAGAGCAUAAAAUUACCGUGGGGUUGACAGUGUUUGCUGUGGGAAGAUAUAUUGAUUUCUAUUUGACAGAAUUUUUGUAUUCUGCUGAUAAGUUUUUUAUGGUUGGCCAGAGAGUCAUAAUUUACGUCAUGUUAGAUAACUUCUCCAAGAUGCCUUUGAUACAACUGGGUCGCUUCCGUACCUACAAAGUUUUUGAAAUUAAACGAGAGAGGAGAUGGCAAGAUAUCAGCAUGAUGCGCAUGAAGAUCAUCAGUGAACACAUUGUUGAUCACAUCCAAUAUGAAGUUGACUUCCUCUUCUGCAUGGAUGUGGAUCAAUUCUUCAAAAACAAAUACGGACUGGAGACUCUGGGAGAGUCAGUAGCUCAGUUACAUACUUACUGGUAUCAGACAAAUCCCGACAAGUUACCUUAUGAGAGAAAUCAGUUAUCAGAGGCUUAUAUAUCUAUGGGUGAGGGAGAUUUUUAUUACCAUGCUGCUGUUUUUGGGGGCACUACCAUUCAGGUUCUUGAUAUUGUCAGAGAGUGUGCCAAGGGAAUAAUGAAGGACAAGAAAAAUAGCAUUGAAGCAGUGUGGCAUGAUGAAAGCCACUUAAACAAGUAUUUCUUUCUUCAUAAACCCACUAAACUCUUAUCACCAGAAUACUGCUGGGAUAGUCAUCACAAAGAUUCUAAUAUUAAAAUUAUCAAUCUCACUUGGAAUUUUAAGAAUUAUAACCUUACCAGGGAGCUAUCAUAAUUUUAUAGCUCUUCCUUCAUGUUUCUGAAUUUAAGAACAUUGUUUUGCCCUAUAUAGUAGAAAAUUAGCACUUGACAAACUUUAAUAGUAAGACAUCGCUGAUAAAAUGGCAAGUUUACCAAUAUAGUACACUCAUAUUUUUCCUCAUAUUCAUUUUAUAUCAAAUAAUGUGGGAUGCAGUAGUUACAAAAUGAGUUUACCUAAAUCAGUUGGAGAUAUAAUAAUUUAAUAUUUUGUGUCAGUGUUGAAGAAUCACUAUUUGUUGGAUUAUACUGAACAAAAUAGCUUGUGCCACCAGAAGAUGAAGUCAGAAAUAUUUUAAAUGAUAAAAGUAGUUAUGAAUUUCUUAUAUUACUUAGGAAAAGGAGUUGUCUGGAGGUAUAGGGAGAGGAAGAUUCCUGCAACUAUACUAAUGUGCCCUGAAUAUAAAACUUUGAGGACAUUAAGGCUGUCACCAGAUGGGCACACAGCUAUUUAGGAAAACUUUGAUUCACUAAAAAAGAGCUAUGUGGUUUACAACUACAAACUUUUUUUGUUAUAAAAAGCAAUGAAAAGAAAAUAAAAACUUAAGGAGAAAAUUUAAAGCUCUUUUAAUCUCCCUUUGAAAACCUAUUACUCCAUAUUCCUUUUCUGUGUCUAUAUUUGCAUUAUAUGAAUACACACAUUUGCAUGUUUUGUACAAAUUGACUUAUAUUACACACAAAUACCUAUACACACAUUUUAUCUGUAGUCAGGGUCCAGUUAGGAAAGUAAAAGCUAUUAUUCUAGGUAUUCAAAUAGUGGAAACUUAAUACAGGGAAUUAGACCUAUAGAUGAUGAAAGAGUUGAGCAGCAUAAAAGGGAGAAUGAGGCAACCCAUACAUUUUUUAAAAAGAAUAUUUAUUGGGGCUGGCGCUGUGGCAUAGCUGGUAAAGUUUCUACCUGCAGAGCCAGCAUCCCAUAUGGGCACUGGUUCGAGUCCUGGAUGUUCCACUUCCAAUCCAUCUCUUUGCUAUGGCCUGGAAAAGCAGAGGAAGAUGGCCCAAUUCCCUGGGCCCCUGUACCCACAUAGGAGACCUGGAGGAAGCUCCUGUCUUCCGGCUUUGGAUUGGCACAGCUCUGGCCAUUGUGGCCAUCUGGGGAGUGAACCAGUAGAUGGAAAAUCUCUCUCUCUCUCUCUCUCUCUCUCUCUCUCUCUCUCUGCCUCUGCCUCUCUGUAACUCUUCCUUUCAAAUAAAUAGAUAUUUUUUAAAAAUAAAUAUUUAUCUAUUUGAAAGACAGAGUUACAGAGAUGGGGGAGACACAUACACAGGUAUCUUCCAUCUGCUGGUUCACUCUCCAAAUAAUCACAACAGCCAGGGCUGGGCCAGGCUGAAGGCAGGAGCCUGGAACUCUAUCCCUUCUCCCACAUGGGUGCAGGACUUGGGCCAUCUGCUGCUGCUUUCUCAAGAGUAUUAGCAGAGAGCUGGAUCAGAAGUGGAGCAGCCAUAUGGGAUGCCAGCAUUGCAGGCAGUGGCUUAACCCACUGUACCACAAUGCUGACCCCCAUAUUUAUUUUCAUUGAAGGUAAUAGUACUCCAAGGGCUGGAGAUAAAAAUGUAAGAUGUUCAGAAAGAACUAGAAUCUAGCAAGAGUUUGUGAGCUAGAACAAGAGAGAGAGGAGUUCCAGCCACUGCUAGAUAAGCCAACCAAGCUGGGAGUAGGGAGGAGUUUGCAGGGUGGAAAUCCAAGCCUUUCCUCUCCCCUUCCCAACACUGCUCUCUUCUGUCAGUGUUUUUCACUACUUGGUGAUAUACAACCAUCAAAGGGUAAGGGAGUCUGGGUAAUGUAGGCUUCUGCCACAUUGAGCAGAGCAUAAAGAGAAUGAAAGAUUUGAAAAUAAAGCAGUAGAUGGCUACUACAGCCUACUCAUUUUGUCACAAAGCACCCAUUCUGACUCUUCCAUCCACAUAUAACUCCACAAAUCACUUCAUAUCUCCACCUAGAAUUCAACUAACUUGUGUGUAAAGAAUCCCUUUUUUCCCAAAAAGGAAGAAUACAAACUACCAUCUUACUGAGUCUUCCUCAUCAUGUCCGGUAACCCCAGAUGAUAUGAGGUCCUCUCUAUUUGAAGUGUUUGUAGUUUUUCGUGGUUUGCUGAACUCUGAUCUA
Oryctolagus cuniculus (rabbit) is the source of this 3485-nucleotide messenger RNA. The record is from RefSeq and is a predicted model, not a curated record. Lineage: Eukaryota; Metazoa; Chordata; Mammalia; Lagomorpha; Leporidae.